GGCUGGUCCGCAGAAAAUCUAUGGACAUCUGGUGCAAGUUUCAUUUCCUUCUUAUUAAUGGCUGUGAUGAGAAACAGGGUUUCGUAAGUGGAGAAGUAUUGGUUUCGCAGCACAUAAUACGGCCAAUGAAUCUGUGGCAAAUUCAUGUAACUGUGAUGCAAAGCAAUAGAUAGUGGACAGUGAUGGCAGAAAACUCAGAAAAUUUAGCGUCCAUUGCAGAUAGUUUAUUGGAUAAACUGGCCAAGCUUUUCGACAGAUAUGAAAAGCCAAACUGGAGGAGCAUUAUUAGUGCUUUACCAAAAAGCAUGUAUUCGCCACAGAAGGUAGAAGGAUUUGGGAUGACGGUGCUAAAGGCUAAAGGCAGUCCAACCAAAGCUUUAUUGAAAGAUCUUGGAAGACUAGGGAAAACAGUGUCUGAUUUGAUCGGAUUCUUAAAAGCACUGUCAGAACAAGGCUUAAACGUAAGUGAUGCUCUUUCUUUGCUACAGGGGUCUCAUUCACUCAGCACCUCCAAUGAGCUACCCUCCCGGAUUAUUCGCAUUAUACAGCACCCAGCACCUCACAUAGGAAUAGUGGGUCAGGAGGUAGAGUUGUCAUGUCAAGUAAGUGGCGAAGGUCCUUUGAGUUUCCAGUGGUUUCAUAAUAAAAGUCCUACCAAUGUGAGCACCCCUAUUUUGCGUAUCGUAUCUCUUGACAAAGGCAGUGUUGGCUACUAUAUUUGCCGCAUUUCAAACAGGCAUAGCUGUGUGUUCACUAACUGGGCGCGGGUUGAUUCGAUUCCAGAGCCUUCAGCCAUGUCAGACUGUGCUCCGUUGAUAACAGUUCACCCCAGAUCCGUCUCUUGCCGUCACGGAGAAGAAUUCCGAUUAUUUUGUGACGCGUUUGGCAGCCCGGCACCAGUUUUUCAAUGGUAUUUAAACGACCAGGAAAUACCUAAAGCCACCGGGAAAUAUUACAUUAUCGAAACCGCAGAACCGCUAAGUUUUGGCAAAUACACUUGUGUGGCAAGCAAUAACUAUGGCACUGCAAUGUCAUUGGCUGCGUUUGUAAACCCUGUGGAUGAUAAAAAGCACCAACCAACCCUUGAUUGCUAUAAUGUAAGGGGUGGGAGGCCUUCGGUUGCUUCUUUGCAGUACCACAAUAUCCAUGGUGACUUUCCAGUCAGCAAAGUAGCUCUACUGGUUGGUAAUCAAAACUAUGUGCACGAGAAGGAUCUUGGGAAAAUUGUACACCCACUUAAUGACACGCGCGAUAUCGCAGGGGCUUUGAGUAGCAUUGGCUUUACUGUUGUCUCGUUGGCCGACUUAAAUCUCAGUGAAUUCAAAAAUGCUGUGUCCUUUUUUUGUCAACUUCUCUCUGAGAACGUUUAUGCCUUGUUUUACUUUGCUGGUCAUGGCUUUGAAGUACACGGGGAAAGCUUUUUAAUGCCAGUUGAUGCGACUGCCGCCUUCUCAACGUCAGAGAAUUUUUCCGCCUCAGAGGUUCUUACCAGCAUGGUGAGACAUAAGAGCAAGCUGAACAUGUUAAUGCUAGAUUGCUGCAGAACAAGCGCUAAUUCUUAUUUGGAAAACCCCUUGCCAAAGAUGUGCCAAGGUCUGCAGAUCAUUCAAGGUAAUGUUGUACUUUGUUUUGGCUGCUGUUCAAAUAGCCGGGUGCUUGAAUCUCCAAUGAUGUCCAAUGGUUUCUUUGCAAAAAGCUUCUGCGCACAGGUACAUAAGAACCUCCUGAUCGAUGUGCUCUUAUACGAAGUCAGCAAUAGCAUCCAUAAGCAGCGAAUUGUUGACCCAGCAACAGGUCGACUACAAGUUGUUUACCGUCAUAGCACUCUCGUUGAGCCAAUUUCCCUUUGUGACCCAGUGUCCCCAAUUGCCAGUUUAGAAUUGGAUGUGGAACGACGACUCAAACUUUGGAGAAUCUUGCAUGAAACACCACCCAGCCCGGUGACAGUUUUUCGAAACGACGUAGCAAAGCUUGAUUUCAUUUUCGCAGCUGAAUUUUCUAAUGUGCUUCUUAUCCAAAGUCGUAUUUAUUCAAACACCGACUGCUCAAUCAGAUUUUUGCUUCCAUCCUCGAUUGGAGGCGCAAAGGUUGAUAUUAUGCAAGGUGGAAACGGCGAGAAAGGCUCCGGGCCUCGAGGAGAGAACAGCCCUGAACCACGCUCGGAAGUAGUAAGGAUAUCUAACUUGGAGCUUUUGGAAGGAGAUUUGACUGUCCAUAUUGAGGUCACUUGCGUUGAAAACAACCAGAAGGUCAAACAUAUGGCUUUUUACACCCUUGAUGAGAAACCGUUGUAUGCAAAAAUCAAGGAUUUUUUUUAAAGCUAAAUCUAAGAAUUUGUUAUCAUAUGGGAAAUUUUUGAAUUGAAUUUAAGCAUACACUCAUUAAAUUUUAGCAUUUUAGGUUUACUUCUAGCUUUGAGGGUUUAUGCUUGUGAAUGCUUUUAGAUUUUUGUCUGAAAGAGGGGCUGAUUAUGUCAUCGACUUUGAAUUGGUGGUGCUUUCUUGAAGUGCCUUUAUUGCUUAUUUUCAGCCAUGCAUUUAGCAUCAUAUUUUCCUUAAAGUAAAAAGUCGUCGGACGAUCGAACCACUAUGCUAUCAUGUAGGUGUUUUUGAUUGCCUGCUCUUGCUUUAGGGCCUGUUUGUAUGGAGAAAAUUAUCCCACCUUCCAGCCUGUGAGCUGAGAGGUGAUAUCGCACUCUUCUAAAGAAUCCUUUGUGUUUUUCGUCUUGCGUUUAUAUGGCAAACAAGCCAGCACGGUUAAGUGAGGUUCCACUGCAUGAGAGGUAGGAUCUUACUGAGGUGGGAAUAAUUUUUUCCAUAUGAACACUGGAAGGUGGGAUAAAACUGGAACAUGGGAUGAAAUGUUCACAUAAACGCGAUAAAAUUUCGUCCCUUUUGUCAGCACACAGGCUGAAAGGUGAAAUGAUUUUCUUCAGAUACAGCUGGAAGGUGGGAUAGAAUCUGCAUGUAAACAUUCGAAGAUUUUAUCCCACCUGCCAGAUUAUGGGCUGAGAGGUGGGAUAAAUUUGCUCUUAUAAACGGACUCUUAGUUUGUUUUAUAAAAAGAUUUUGCGUGCACCUUUGGUCAAAGUUUGGGAUCAAGGGAUAUAUGGGAAUCCUGGCACCGUAAUGCAGGCAGUGCCAAUUGACCAUGCUGUACAUUGCUCAUUCCCUUUAAUCAACUGCUACACAGCUCCACGACUUCAAGAUAACACAUAUGAACUAUAAAAGGCUUAAUGCUUGGUGUUUUUAAGGAUAUACCUGAGGGUCAUAAGUGGUCGUCCCAUUGCUUAAUCCUAACAAAACAUGACACAUUUCGAAUCUUAAACAGUUUGGUCACCAGUCGUGAACCUGAUACAGGGUUAGGCAUUGAGUCAUCCUUUCAAAAUGCUCUUCUUUUGGAACCAAUAUGAACUUUUAGAACCGACUUUGGAACCAAAAAACCAGUCAAUCCUUAGCCGGUUGACUUUCGUGUUUCAAAAUACAUGACAUGAGCCAUUCGGGAGACUGGUUGAUCAAUAACAAAACAGAACGAAUCUCAACACGAAUCCAUGCAAUAGCGAUCCACUGUUAUGUAUAUUUGUCAUACAUAAUGCUAUUUCAUUAUAUCGCUUUCUCUUCUUUAUAAAAAUGACCGAAAAAGGUAGUCUUCUACCAUAUCUUUCACGUGAUGUUGGUGCUCUAAAUGACUUUCGUUUGACACUAAUUACAUUUUUCGUUUGAAAAAUGAAUCAUUAGAGGGGAAACACUGUUAGCCUGUUAUUCUAGUACACUUAAUGCUUCCAUCUGAUUCAUUCCUUUAAUCUGCUUAUAACAAGUCUUUUUUCUCAAUUUCAUUAUAUUUUUUGGAGCAUAGUUUCCAACGUUGCCUGGUCUCCGGUCUCCUACUCCAACUUGAAGUGGUUAGCUUUACGUCUUUAAUCUUUCUAUAUUUUCUGAUGAUGCGUCACUGGUGUGCACGAAUGGCCAAAAUCGAAUGUUUUUUGUUGCAUUGAUCGUAGUUCACCCCUGAUAUUCCUGAUUGGCUUCCCGUCGUUUUCUUUUCAUUGCUUUGAUCGUAUUACCAUUCGUAAUUUUUCAGAGUUCUGUUGUGAUUGGUAGCAUCCGUUAUCUUUUUUAGCGUCAUUGCUUUUUAAUAGCUUUUCGGGAUAUCCUUAGGCCUAGGCCAUAGCACAGAAUAGGGAAAACGCAGAAGGUGAACUCUCGGUCGGCACCUUUGAAGUUUGCGUGCACAAACCUCAGGUGGUCAGAGUACGAAGAAACAAGAAGCUUGCGCCAUAAACUCGUUUUGAUACAGAGGUUUGGGUAAGGGAUGGCGACAGUCUCCCUCAGUUGCUGCGAGGAAAAAAAAGUAGAGGCGAAUCAAUGAUUUGUUGUUCAAAUUUUUAAUUACAAACUUUAUCGUCCACUUUGAAAUUACUAAAAAAGGUUUGUAUUCUUAUCUUUUAAACGCUUAGCCCGGUUUUGCGGUCUCAUCAAUGCAGCACUGUAGGAUAGUAAAAUCGGUUACCUUUAAGGUUCCAGUCAUAUCUAUCGACGAGGUUAUUCCACAAACGUGUAGGUUGGCUCCUGUACGAUCGAUAAUGUUCUAGUUUAUUUAAACUCCAUCUGAAUCACAGCCUCAUUCGCAGUGGCGGCUCGUGACUUUCACAGUUGGGAGGGCAGACCAUCAAUAUUGCGAUAAUCGAUAGAAAGGUAGAGUUUGCAAAUUUUUCACUGUAUUCAUGGUUCGAUGUUGAUCGUCAUGGAGCGCAGAAGAAAAAGCAUAUAUAGAUGUGGUUGUUGUUUAGCGAUGAUGUCAUUUCAUGGGCAAAAUUUUCUUGCCCCGAAUUCCUCCAAAUAAGCCAAUCACAGGCCGCGUUUCGCGAUGCUCGAGGUCGAAAAUUAGCUUGUGCGCAUGUCGGCUAGGGGCAAAAAAAACUUUGCCCGUUAAAUGACAUCAUCGCUCAAGGCACUAGCGGGCCAGAAGCGAGGCUAAGGACGAGACGGGAUAGCAAGGAGCUUUUUCUAGAAGAGAUAAAAACUUAUAUAAUUAAACACAGUAAGACUAUCUUCAAAAUUAAAUAUGAAUAUCAUAAAUUUCCUUUGAAUCUUUUUGAGGGGGCAUUGCCCCAGAUGCCCAUUAGCAAGAGCCGCCACUGCUCAUUCGCGCGCGCAUCCCGUGAAAUGACCGAAUUUCACCUUCUGCGUAUUUUCUAUUCUGUGGCCAUAUUUAAUGGUAGAUUUAGAUCUUGUACCAUUGAAUGAGUCCGUUUGAUCGCCCCUACAGACAGUAAUCUCAACCUUUAAAUAUCAACAGUAAUUUUGCACAAACAACCUAAAGAUGGACAUAGAGGAUGCUGGAACUCAUGGAACAAAAAUGAUUUUUUUCUUACCUCUGCCAACCUGCGAUUAUUGUCGUAAGCGUAUGAAAAUUGUGAUUGCUAGCUACAGAAAUUGGUAGUGGGCUCUACAGGAGUUUUUCUUGUAAAUCUGCAGUAUUGGAAAGUGUGUAUAGUAAUUAUUCACAGCUUGUUCCCCCAGGCUGUACUUGAUCAUGCUAGCAAAUUUUCUUUAACGGUAGUAUCAGGCUGGAGAUCCAAAGAAACAUGUUAUUAUCAAGAAACUAAGUUUGAAAAACAAUUUUAAUUAGAAAUUAAGAGAAGAACAGAGUUUCCGUAAGGCUCGCAAUACGGUGAAAAUAUCUUCACGAAAUGGUUACAUAGAAAAAGGAAGGUGUUAGUGCAGCACAGUCCAUUUUGUUCUAAAUUAUUAUAUUUCUUUACACUGAAAUUCAAGCUAAAGUUGCCGUGGAAAAACUUAACAUAAUGUGCUUAUCAACUGAAUUUUUUUAUUCUUCAGUCUUAUUUGCUUUUCCAAGAGAACCAAAAUUUAUUUUUUUUUCGAUAUGACUUAUAUUCUUUAGACUUUAAUGUUUAAUGUACACAAAAAUUAGCAAAACUGCCGUUUUCUUCUAAUGGGCACGGAAAUAACAGUCAAACAAAAUACGUCACAUGUGGAUUUCCUCCAGGAUUUUGUCUGGGCUUUCUCCUUUUUAUCUUGAACCUUGAUGAACUUUGAGGGAUGUUUUAAUUUCUCAAAUUAAUUUUUUUACGUAAAAUACCCACAAAGCAGCUGUUUCGAGAACGCGGAAGGGUUUCCCAUUUGUACAUUUUCUCAAAAGUAACUGUCAAAUAUGCAAAUAACCAAAAUGUGGGUAUGGUGAGAUCCUAAAAAAGUUGAUUGAAAAAAUAAAAAAUUUUAUUAUUUCUCUCUUCUGAUUAUGCUUUAAUUUUGUAAUUUUGUAGAAAUGUAAAUAGUUGGUAUGAAUUAGCUUUUUAAGCUAUGUAUGGCACCAACUGUAAAUAAUUUUAUAAUAAUAAUAAUAAUAAUAAUGGUCGAAGAUUACCGUAUGCAAUAUUAUUAACAUAGCAACGGGUUUGUUACCAGGUCUUUUGCAGUAAAACUCCAUCAAUCGAAAUAUAAUUUCAAAAGUAUCAAAUUUAGGUAAAACAAUUUUAAAAUUUAAUUUGAUCAAGAACCUAGUAUUUCCACUAAAUUUUCACGCCAUUUCUUGCGUUUAGGGUUUCAGCAACUAUAGAUUUCUUUUCGGCAAAAGGAGUCUGGUGCCGAAACAGUUACCAUGACUCACAAUUAAUUUUCCAAUUCUCCUUACACGCCAGGUUUGGUAACAAUCAGAUGAAUGCAACAUAAUUGAAUUAUGGUGUGCUUUUUCAUUACUAUUUCUGGUCAAUAAAAUAAUGUCAAAAAUUUUUUUUUCAUUUUUGAAGGAAAGCUUUUACCUUCUAAUUACAAGAACUUAAACAUUGAUUUCUUGCGAACGAAAAAUGAUAUUGAAGAAAUAAAGAUCGAUGAUGCUUUCAUAGCAACAAGACUAAACAACAGAAAAUCUCGUGUCGUUAACAUUUUGAGGAUUAUUUCUCUUUUAUGGAUCAUGUAGCUACAUGUUUACGUGUUCAACCCCACUAGUUAUAAUUAUUUUUCCAAAAGGAGGCUAUGCAGCUCAUCUAUUUAACAAAGCCUCUUAUGGAAUUUGAGAUUGCAAAAUAAACAUUUAGAUAUAAUUAUUAUAAGAAACAUUUCAGCGCUUAAAAGUGUUUAUUUCCCUGUGACUUUUUAUGCAUCAACAAAUUAGUAACUAAUGAAAUUUACUACAAAAAAAUUCUAACCUAUUUAAUUAUUAAUCUAAUACUCUGUGAAAAGGGAUAUGAAUUAAUUAUUAGAGUAUUGGUUGCCCAGAGAAAACACGUUAAUGAAUUUUUCCAAAUAAUUUGCUUCACCACGUCAAACUAUAAAUUGAUUGGUGGUUUUUGCAUUUGGAAACUUCUUUCCUUUUUACAGAAUCUUCUUUAUUUUUUUUACCUAACAUCAUCGACGAUCCUUUUGGUGGAAUUAGUAACUAACAUAAAAAUUUUAAAACGUUCAAACCAAGAUUAAAACGUUCAUGAUAAGAUAAAGAAAGAUAAGAUAAAGAUAAAACAAUU
Rhopilema esculentum is the source of this 7483-nucleotide messenger RNA. Its product is annotated as mucosa-associated lymphoid tissue lymphoma translocation protein 1. The record is from RefSeq and is a predicted model, not a curated record. Gene Ontology annotation, biological process: proteolysis. Gene Ontology annotation, molecular function: cysteine-type endopeptidase activity. NCBI's taxonomy places the organism in Eukaryota, Metazoa, Cnidaria, Scyphozoa, Rhizostomeae, Rhizostomatidae.